AGAUCUGCACUCACGCGAUGGGAGUAGGUGCGCACAGCAGCCUGCGUGCUUCAACCAUCGCUAUGUUUUGUAGAUCAGUGACAGAAGAAGCACUUGUUCCCACGUAUGUGGACUGCGCCCCGGUGUAUUUGAUGCAAAGUCAGCCCACAGACUGACAGCUUGGUGUUCGAAAUGUAAAGUCUCUUUGGAGGAAAAGCCUGUUUGAAUACGAUGGACCUCCGGACAGCUGGAUGAGCAGCACGAACAAGGACUCCCUGGCGCGUUUUACUGUGUCGCCAAAUUGGGUUAGCCUUCUGAUCUGGAUGGUCCCUAUUUACUCGGAUGCAAUACGCCCAUGCGACUGUGGAUGUUGCUGCCUUCAAUGUCCAGGUUAGGUUACAGUAAAUGCUAUUUGUUUACGCGUUACAAUAAAGCUGUUUGGGGCGGAAGGAGCAAGCCGGGACUGGAUACAACAUUUUGCGCGCAUCGUAAAUUACCAUUUCCAAUAGCCUACUAUAUUGUUGGUGUUAUUAUUAAGAUGGGGGUCGAUCUAUUUAUAAGGGAAACAUGGAGCCUUCGUCGCAUUAUUUCAUCUAGUCCACUUGGAUCAGAGAUUGCAAUGCUGCAAUACCUCAAUGCAAACCUUCGUUGACAAUAUUUUCCACCUUGUUGUCGCCGUGUGAGGUGUUACCUAAAGAAGUCGUGGCCAUUUAAAUCCUUCGCUACAAGACCAUUGACUGAUGAUCUGAAACAACCAAGCGUGCUUUUGAGGCAGCGGGAUAAUGAUAAUAGAUACUGGCAUCCCUUUACUGUCUCCAGUGAAGAAGAGUUGCAUUUCUCACCGAGGACUUGUCACCAUCACAAAUGUAGCCCAGCAGAAGGGACUGAACCAGGCCGCUGCCCAGAGACGGAGGCGGGUUUGUUGUGCUCAGACUUGGCUGGAUGCUGAACAUGGUGCCACUCUACAGCUCUGUAUUCAAUACCUGCCGCCCUGCCCUCGGCUUGUUUCUAUGAUUUCCCAGCUGUCUUAAAAUGGACAGGGUCUUUUUGAUAAAAGCUCUUCAUGGACGUUGAACGGGCUCGUGAGUGGGACAUGCAUGUAGGAUUUAGCCUGGACCGUCUUGGCGCGAUGUAGUGAGAAUAUCUGCCGAUGUUUCCGAACACAGAAUAGGAGAGAAAACAGCCCGAGCUGAUGGAGAUGGCUGGUGGGGAGGUUCAUCUACACUGGGCUGGAUGAGAAAUAAAAUCGACCCCUGCUGAGAGGAUUUCAAACACAGACUGCUGUUCUUAUUGACAGCCUAAAUAGUCAAUAUUCCAUAAUAAGAUACAUACUUAAGUUUUGGUGUUAUUAUCUCCUCCGAGUGCCUUAAUGGACUGAGAUGAACUUCAGAAGAGGUCGUGUGUUUAGUAGGGUGAAAGAAACAAAACUGUAAAUCAUAAGUCCACAUUGUUUUUGUUAAAUUCAGAUGUAUAAUUGUUAUAUCAAUGUAGGACCUUGUUAUUAAGUUGUUGUUUUUUUUAAAUAAAUUGUAGGCAGCAACUCAGAGACCAGAAUUCACUCACUGAUCAGGAGCCCAUCAGGUUGAAGGCAUCUUUUUGAAGAAUUUCAUCAGACCUGCUGUUUCUUAGAUUUUAGAUCUUAGAUUUCUUCUGGUCUCUGGCAGCUUUCCAAAAGUCACAACAGUGAAAACAAUCAAUUAGGGUUUGGGGGUUACACUUCUGGACUCUUUCUGCUGAGUGUCAUUGUUUGACUUGAUGUACGUUGUCCCUGAAUGAACUUGCCUUUGGGAAUACAUGUUACUUACACACUGCGUAGCAACAGCACAACAGCAACCGGUGACAGGAUUUGGCACAGUUUCAACAGAGAGAUGUGGUGAUGGGGGAGAGCAGUUGCAGCUCUCUGAUCCUCUGAUCCCCUCUACCCCCCACUGGUGGUUGAGGAGACCUCGCCUCUGUCAAUGGGCCCUGUAUGGAUUUUGUGCCUGAGUUGACAGAGGGCAGGCCUACAGCCUCAAACAGCAGUCAAGCUGCUAUGAACCCAUACGGCAGAGCGAGCGGCACAGCAACCCCCCUAUGCACCAGCUGUGGGGGCAGCUGCUCCCCGCCUCCACCUUGCCUAAUCCCGCCUGGGCCCCACUUCUCUGCUUCCUCCUCAUCCUCCAUGCCCCCAAAUAUGACCCCUCCACCCCCAAUGUGUCCGGCCCCAGUAGUGCAGGUGGAGAAUGGCAGCAGUUGGAACUCCUCCACCAUCUCCUCCUCCGGCUCCCCAGACUCCCACCCUGGUCACCACUGUGCUGCCAACAACCCCAACCCCUUCUGGACGGCAGUGUUCGACUAUGAGGCCACAGCAGACGAGGAGUUAACCCUGCGGCGCGGGGACCUCCUUGAGGUUCUUUCCAAAGACUCAAAAGUGUCUGGGGAUGAGGGUUGGUGGACAGGAAAGAUCCAGGACAAGGUGGGAAUCUUUCCAUGCAAUUACGUCACAAGGGGGGAUGCCGCCAACUACCAGCAGCUGACUGCAGGAGGGCUGGUGGCAGGCGGGGUGGGCGAAUGCCCCUUGGAGAUAGACUUCUCAGAACUGCUCCUGGAGGAGGUGAUUGGAGCUGGUGGGUUUGGGAAGGUGUACAGAGGAGUAUGGCGGGUAGAAGAAGUAGCAGUAAAGGCCGCCAGGCAAGACCCCGACGAGGAUAUUAGUGCCACAGCAGAGAACGUGCGGCAGGAGGCCAGGCUGUUCUGGAUGCUCCGGCACCCCAACAUAAUCAGUCUCCGUGGGGUCUGCCUGCGGGAGCCCAACCUGUGCUUGGUAAUGGAGUAUGCCAGAGGGGGGGCUCUGAACCGAGCGCUUGCUGGAAAGAAGGUACCCCCGAGGGUUCUGGUGAACUGGGCGGUCCAGGUUGCCACAGGGAUGGACUACCUACACAACCAGGCAUUCGUACCUAUCAUCCACAGAGACCUCAAGUCCAGCAAUAUCCUCAUCCUGGAGCCGGUGGAGCAUGACGACUUGGGUGGGAGAACCCUAAAGAUCACAGACUUCGGUCUGGCCAGAGAGUGGCACCAGACCACUAAGAUGAGUGCAGCGGGGACGUACGCCUGGAUGGCCCCAGAGGUCAUCAAGCUCUCACUGUUCUCCAAGAGCAGCGAUGUGUGGAGUUUCGGUGUGUUACUGUGGGAGCUGCUGACCGGCGAGGUUCCCUACCGGGAGAUAGACGCGCUGGCCGUCGCUUAUGGUGUUGCCAUGAACAAGCUAACACUUCCCAUCCCCUCAACGUGCCCUGAACCUUUCGCUCAGCUGCUGGGAGAGUGCUGGAGCCCAAACCCCCGCAGCAGGCCCUCCUUCACCAGCAUCCUGAAGAGACUGCAGGCCAUCGAGCAGUCGGCCAUGUUUCAGAUGCCUCUGGAGUCCUUUCACUCCUUACAGGAGGACUGGAGGGCGGAGAUCCAACAGAUGUUUGACGAGCUCAGGGCCAAAGAGAAGGAGCUGAGGUCCUGGGAGGAGGCGUUGGCCCGAGCAGCCGAGGAGCAGAGGGAGCAGGAGGAGCAGCUGAGGAGGAGAGAGCAGGAGCUGGCCGAGAGGGAGAUCGACAUCGUGGAGCGGGAGCUGAACAUCAUCAUUCAUCAGAUGUACCAGGAGAAACCCAGUGUGAAGAAAAGAAAAGGACACUUCAAGAAGAGCAGAUUACUGAAGCUGGGCCGAGACAGCAACUGUAUCAGCCUGCCCUCUGGCUUUGAGCAUAAGAUCACCGUUCAGGCGUCGCCCAGUGUGGACAAGAGGAAGCCUCAGGGGAGCGAGAGCACCACCCCGCCUGCCAGCCCUGGGGUCAUACCGCGACUCAGAGCCAUAAGAUUGACACCGAGCGAUGGCAGCAAGACGUGGGGUCGCAGUGCUGUUUGUAAGAAGGAGGACCUGACGACGAGCAAGAAGAAAGGACGCACCUGGGGACCGAGCUCCACCCUCCAGAAAGAGAGGGUCGGCGGGGAGGAGAAACUGAAGUCACUUGGUGAGGGAUGCAAAGUUUGGUCCUCCAGCGCACCAAAUCUAGGAAAGUCCCCCAAACAUGCACCUAUGACCGCCGGCUUCUCCAGCCUCAACGAAAUGGAGGAGUGCAGUGAGUUUGGGGAGUCGCCAUCGCUGCCCUCAGAGAUAAGCAGUAACGGGGUGGUGGAGGACUCGGGGACCCUGUGGGGAGGCCUUGGGCCAAACACAAUGCCUACUGUUAAUGCGAGCUCCUGUCAGGGGCCCGGGGUCGUGGGGACGGGGGUGAACUACCAGGACUCGCUCCGCCGCAGCAGCCAGAGGAAGAAGAGCGAUAUGUUGCUGUUGGGUUGUGCAUCUCUGCUCGCGUCUGUUGCCUUUGGACAAGACCUGCUGCAGCUGGGGAAACUGCAGGUGCUCCAGGAUGAGCAGGACCUCAGAGAGGAGCAGCGUAAGAAGAAGGAGGGUCUUUUCCAGCGUACGGGACGUUUCCGUCGCAGCACCUCUCCACCCAGCAGAAACCUCUCCCUCUCCCUCUCCAGACAUCAGGACUCUACGCUCCCCUGCAUGGACCCAUCUCCCUCUGUUACACUCCUCUCUUUGUCCUCUCUGUCUGACUGCAACUCCACCAAGUCCCUUCUUCCCUCCGACCCAGACGAGUACCCCCUGACCCCGAUGACGGGGGUCAAAACCCCGGUGGCGCCACCAGCUCCUGCCCUAAACCCUCUCUUGGACCUGCGGGCGGAGAGCUUUAAGAAGGAGCCCAACCAGUCUCUCACGCCCACCCAUGUGUCCGCAGCCAUGGCCAUGAACAGAGGACACAGACGGACCCCUUCGGAGGGGACGAUACGACCCAGAGCUCAAACUCUGGGACACUACAGGACGCCGUCAGAUGGAAGCAUGCCCAUGCCUCCUCCACCGGGGACACCACACACCGCUACUAACAAAGGACCACAGGACCCCCUGGACAUUCCCCGCCUCCCUGACCCCUCUGCCAUCUUCCCAGUCCCCCAGCGGCGUAAAGCCCCUGCUCCACCGAUUCCUGACAUGGUUCCCCUGUGCCUCAUCAGCCCCCUGGAGAGACCCAAGACACUGGAAUUUGCCCCCCGGCCGCGGCCCACCCCGGCCCGGAUGAGAGCUGACCCCUGGAAGCUGGGCUCUCUCUCCCGGACCCUCAGCUCGUCGCCGGGCAGCAGCUGCGACAGCCCCUUAGGCUCGGGGGACAGCAGCGCCAGCAACGCGAGACCCAACCUGAUGGACAUGGACGUGGAGGGCCAGAGUUUGGACAACACUGUCCCUCUGUGUGGAAAACAGCAACCCGCCACUCUGUGUGGACAGCAGUACGCAUAG
Molecule: messenger RNA, 5302 nt
Organism: Etheostoma cragini (Arkansas darter)
Lineage: Eukaryota; Metazoa; Chordata; Actinopteri; Perciformes; Percidae
Gene: map3k10
Product: mitogen-activated protein kinase kinase kinase 10
Exons: 12
Coding region: 1949-5302 (1117 amino acids)
Biological process (GO): positive regulation of apoptotic process; protein phosphorylation
Molecular function (GO): protein binding; ATP binding; JUN kinase kinase kinase activity
Source: RefSeq, a predicted model, not a curated record